UAGCUUCAUUCAUUCUUUCGUUCUCGGAAAGCAAACAUCGGAGGAACGCCGUCGAUCUUACGUUCGCUCGCCACCGGAAGAAAAUAUCGUUUCUCGUUGCGUUGCGUAGUGUGACCGUCGCAAAUUCGCGCCUGCAUAAGUGAACAAGUCUUCCACCACCUGAAGUGCGUCAGUUUUCGUUUUUCGAUUUGUUCCGAGGUCAAUCGAUCACGUGCUGCUACCGGUGGUGCGCCCGAUUACAGUGUUGUGAAGUGAGCAUUUUGUGUGUCCCAAAGAUUGUGAUCUCAGGUAAAAAAAAAACCUUCCAGCUGCUCAGUGAAGUGUAACGAAAGAGCCAGACAAGCGCCGCAAAACCUUCUUCAAGCUGCAACGUAACCAUAGCGUAACGUGACGAUUUUGCCGAUAAGAUCGCGAUCGCGAGCAACGGAUCCUACCUUGAGGAGAAGGGCAAACUCCGUCCAACAACCGUAUCCUACCCAAAGAACCCAAAACUUCCAGUGCGAAUUAAUCAAGUUCUGGGAAGUUUUCGGAAAACACCAAGCGCUAGCAACCCCGGGGGAAGCACUCACCCGUGAACCUAAUUAGAAAUACGAUAAUCAAUUUGGCGAACAAAACAAAAUUAUACCACUUCAUACUUGAGAGCGUUCAGAAAGUUCUUCGUUCCGGAGGUAUCGUGUUUCGUGCCACGUGUAGCAAUUCUUGCUAGGGGCUAGUGUUGAGUGUGAGAUCUUCAAAGGUAACAAAGUUCCUUCGCCUCAAACAUCUGUCACCACGGGGUUGUUCGAAGAACAGUGAAAGAGUGUAGCAAGCGUUCGGAACACAAUCUCCUAAUAAUCUCGGAAGGACCUCACCAGCUUCAGCUGGCUCCGAAACGUAACAGCCGGGUACCAAACCAUCGGGAAGUGAUCGGCAGGCAUUGGGACGGUUGCCUGCUGCAGCAUCAGCAUCACAACAACAGCAGCAGCCGGUAGACGCUGCAGUCGUUGGUUGCGUAGUGUGACGCGGCACGUGUGUGUACCAGCAGCUUCGUUGCGUUUGUGUUUUUUGCAUCAUCCAGCCAGCCACAUUUGGAAGCCAGAGGUUGCCUGAUUUAUUCUCGAUCGAACCGGAAACAUCUGCAAACGAUCGGUCGCGCUUUCGUAAGGGCGGGAAGCGGUAGCCGAAACAAAAAGAAGAGCUUCCGUUGCGUUUCAUAUUUGGCGACCAAAAGCUGAGACAAUUCGUCAAGAUUUUGUACAAAUCUUCUUCAAGCACCGGUAACAGCAUGCAGGUUGAAAGUGCAACGAAAUGGCGCGUCCCGCCACUAGAUCUGUCCGCGGUUAGUGUGCUGACGAACGAGACCGAACGGCGCUGGAAUCACGGCAACAACCACGGCACCGGUGGCACAACGAACCACGCUGGCCGUGAAUCGAACCCCCCGAGCUCACAGACAGCGAUCAAGAAGAUCCAGUACGGUGCGGACGGUCUGCCGAUCGAUCCGCGCGAUUGGACACGAGCAAACGUGUGGACCUGGCUGAUCAAUCUGGCCCAAUCGGAGGGAUUGGACAUCAGCCCCGAACUCGCCCAGAAGUUCCCCAUGAACGGGAAGGCACUGUGCCUGAUGAGUCUCGACAUGUACCUGAGCCGGGUGCCGAUCGGUGGCAAGAUGCUGUACCGUGACUUCCGGGUGCGGUUGGCAAGGGCCAUGAGCUUAUGAGCGGUUUGGUGCAGGGCUCUCAACCAAACCACCAAAACCGCCGGGUGAUCAGACCCCGCAGAACUGACAAUUAUACUAUUACUAGAGAGGAUCGCCAGCGGAAAGAUCUACGGCACGUUUAAUUUAUCGGUUUAUCAAUAAUAGCACCUAGUUACCAUAAGCUAGCAUCUCCAAAGUAGUGGCUCUUUAGUUUCUACCGCUUCUGUUUUUUGUUUGCACAGUUUUCCAACAGCAUAAUUCGAACCGAUUGACGGUAGUAGGAGCAGCAGCAACACCAAAACAUACAAUUUAUGCAGACAAAGGUAAUAGGCAAUAGCGAGCAGGAGGAGGGGACUAAUCUUUAAGUGUAAAUUCUGAAGAUUUUUUUUUUCGGUGGGAAAAGCUUUCAAAACUAUAAUUGUAACUUAAUGAUGGCAGCAUCAUUAGAAUAGGGCACAAUAUUCAUUUAACUCAGGCGUCACACACGUCAGGCCUAUGAAGGCAUAUUUAGUAUUUGUAUAGUAAUAUGCUAGGGCAUAAGUUACUCUAGUCAGUAAAUGCACACAAAAAUUUAAA
Anopheles stephensi (Asian malaria mosquito) is the source of this 2251-nucleotide messenger RNA. It is a transcript of the gene edl, whose product is annotated as ETS homologous factor. The record is from RefSeq and is a predicted model, not a curated record. Lineage: Eukaryota; Metazoa; Arthropoda; Insecta; Diptera; Culicidae. The coding region runs from base 1265 to 1696 and encodes 143 amino acids. The transcript has 2 exons. Gene Ontology annotation, molecular function: sequence-specific DNA binding.